This is a messenger RNA of Dermochelys coriacea (leatherback sea turtle), 2133 nucleotides long. Its product is annotated as metalloproteinase inhibitor 1-like. Gene Ontology annotation, cellular component: extracellular matrix. The record is from RefSeq and is a predicted model, not a curated record. NCBI's taxonomy places the organism in Eukaryota, Metazoa, Chordata, Testudines, Dermochelyidae. Gene Ontology annotation, molecular function: protease binding; metalloendopeptidase inhibitor activity. Gene Ontology annotation, biological process: negative regulation of membrane protein ectodomain proteolysis; negative regulation of endopeptidase activity. The transcript has 7 exons. Bases 1312 to 2052 code for a protein of 246 amino acids.
CUCCCCCGCCCUGCGCGUGAACCCGCGAACCUCCGAGAUCCGUCCUCUCCGCGCGCGAGGGUUACCAUAACAACGCGGCCUGGUCUGCACUGAGACCAUCCUCGCCUGGCCCUGACCUGGCUCUGCCCAGUCCCCGAGACUCUCCCGUAACAGCCCGCCCUGAGAAACCCCCCCGUAACACCCCCCAUGCGGCCGAGAGACCCGCCCGUAACAACCCACCCUGAGAGACCCUCCCAUAACACCCCCCAUGCGGCCGAGAGACCCCCCCGUAACAACCCGCCCUGAGAGACCCUCCCUUACCCCCCAUGCAACCGAGAGACCCCCCCCCCGUAACAACCUGCCCUAAGAGACCCUCCCAUAACACACCCUCGUGCAACCGAGAGACCCUCCUGUAACAACCCACCCUGAGAGACCCUCCCAUAACACCCUCCAUGCGGCCGAGAGACCCUCCCAUAAUAACCCCCCCUCCCCUCGUGCAGCCAAGAGACCCUACCAUAACAAUCCAGCCUCUACGGUCUUGAGAGACCCUGCCAUAACAGACCAUCCUGAGAGGCCCUACGAUAACAAACCAGUCCCUCCUGCCCCCUGUGCUGCCGAGAGGCCCUUCCAUAACAAACCAGCUGCUAUGGUCCUGAAAGACCAUUCCACAACAACCCAGCCGUAAGAGACCCUACCAUAACAAACCAGCCCCGAGAGACCCUACCUGAACAAACCAGCUGCUACAGUCCUGAGAGACCCUCCCAUAACAAACCAGCUUCUAAAGUCCUGGGGGACCCUACCAUAACAAAGCAGCCCUGAGAGACCGUCCUGUAACAACCCAGCCCCCCAUGCUGCUGAGAGACCCUGCCAUAACAACCCGGCCACUAGGGUCCUGAGAGACCCUAUCAUAACAAACCAGCCAUGAAAGAACCUACCAUAACAAACCAGACUCCAGCACUCCCAAGAGACCCUACAGUAACCCAACACCUCCGUGGUCCAGCACAGCCUCCCCACCCCACCAUCUCCCCUGGCCGUCACCUCUUUUGGGCGGGGACCCACAUCUCACUCCCUGCUCCCCCCACGGGGCGCCUCCAGGCUGCGUAGCUCCCUGCCUUCCCUGCGUGCUGCCCAGCAGAGACCGGCUGCCUGAGUACUCCCGCAUGUCUUCUUGUCCGAGAUGGCUGUGAUGGGGGUCUCUCCCCCGUGGUGGAUGUGGUCUCUCAGCAGGGGGCUGGCAGCUCGAGGGGCAUCCCUUUCACCAUUGAGUUUUGUGGAGCUCCAACACCUCCCAUCUGAUCCAGGAGCCAGCCAUGUGGGGAGCUGCCCAGGACAAUGGAGAGAGACCCCCUCGAUCCCAGUGUCACCAUGAGACCUGUCGCCUUGAGCCGGCUGCUGGCGGGAACGAUCCUGGUCCUGGUCCUGGGGGACCCCACGGCCGCCUGCAGCUGUGCCCCCCAGCACCCCCAGAUGGCGUUCUGCCAGGCUGACGUCGUGAUUCGGGGCAAGUUCAUGGGGGUCAUUCCACUGAACUCCAGCAGCAGCACCCAGAAGUUUGAGUCCUGGAUUCGCUACAAGAUCAAAAUCACCAAGACCUACAAGGGGCUCGAGUCACAGGGGAAUGGCCUCUUCAUAGACUCCUUGGAGCAGGAGACCUUCUGUGGGUACCAGCACCGGGCGCCCCUGAACAGGGAGGAGCAUCUCAUCAUGGCCGAGCGGCAGGACAAGCGCCUGAUUAUUUCGUUCUGCUCCUUUGUGCGCCCCUGGGGGCGCGUCACCCCCAGCCAGCGCCAGGGGAUCAGCCAGGCCUAUGGACGGGGCUGCGCCUGCCAGGCGGUGCCCUGUGAAUUCAGGCCCUGCGCGCUGUCGGGCGACACCCAGUGCCUCUGGACCGACGGGCUGCUGGACCGGAGCUGGCAGGGGCCCCAGGCCCAGCAUCUGGCCUGCCUGCCCCGCCCCAGCAAGGGGGCGCCCCCUGGGGCCGACCCCUUCUGCGCCUGGGAGACCCUCAAGAGCAGCCGCACCAAGGCUACAGCAAACUGCCCUGGACUGUGCCCCCCCCGAAACACCCCCUGACCUCCACCCCAAACCCCGGAACUGUCACUCCCUCUCCCUUUGACCCACCCCGAACUUUAUUCCCCCACCCGAGCUCAGGCU